CAUCGGCCCCAACACAGACCCUGCUUCUUCCUUCUCUCCACUGGCUAGUUUGCCGCACGGUCUACAACCAUGCUUGCCUCGCUUUUUGCCCUGGCUACGUUCUUCAACGUCGCUCUGGGUCAAACUGAAUUGAUCAUCAACACGCCUUUUCCUACGCCCACCGUUUGUCAGCCGUCUUUGCUGACAUGGGGUGGAGGAAUAGCUCCGUAUUUCAUCAGACUCGUGAAAACCGAUGAUCAGACCGUCCUCGUUAAUUUCGGGCAGCUCGUCAACACAUCUUUAACCUGGAAAGUACUAGAACCUGCCGGGACGGCGUGUCAGCUUCUCAUCAAGGACAGUACCGGCUCGAAUCAAGCUUCUGGCCCAUUCGACAUCGCAGCCGGCGACGCGUCGUGCUUAGCGAGCUCUAGUAGCGCGUCGUCCAAAUCUACCGUCUCCGGUUCUCAUCCCACUUCCUCGCAGUCACAUUCAAAGAAGAGUGCCAGCACUUCAACGACUAAAACCAGCACUCUGACCAAGACAAGCAUGGCCGUGACCUCCAGCACCUUCAUCCAGCCGUUGACGACGACGACCAGCACAAGCAUCAGCCUGUCUCAGACAGGUUCUUCCACCUCGGGUGUCUCCACUUCUCCUCCGGCAUCUCGGUCGUUCUCCCUGCCCGCCCCGUCGUCCACUGGUGCUGCCAGUCGGAAUGUCAUACCUGCUGCGGGCAUCUUUAUCGUCAUCAGCGCCGCUGUCGCGGCCUCGGUUUAGUCGUUGCUACUGAGUACUCGAGAACGCAUAUAUACCAGUUUCCACGUAGCCAGUCCUGUGUCCCUAGGCUCCAAUGCAGGGAGUAAACGCGAGCCAGAAGCCAGUUACAGUUCACGUGAGAUACGCGUGAUUAGCACGUGUACAAGCAUGAGCAAAUAAGGGAGUCCCUUGUGUCUUCCCUGCCUAACUACCAGAAAGAUCGGAUGCAUUCGUGAGAUUACGACCUUCAUUCCCUCGCCUUCUUCAUUUCCAUCUUUACCAUGAGGACGCGGGACAAUUUACGGAGGCUUUCAACGUCAUCAGCGGACAUCUUUCUCCCAGGGCUGUUGAGUAGCGACAUGGAAAAGACACGUACGGCGGCGGCGCGCUCGAGCAUCGCCUCUUCCUGGGUGGAUAGGAAAAGGUCAUAACCUGCGAUCCUCCGAAAGGGAAGCCGAUGGAACACGCGUGGAUAAUGCUAAUCAGCCCCUAUAUUUUGGUGUCUUUUAAGCGCCUUUUUGAACGUAAGAUUCAACUUGAUGAUUCGGGACACUUCUUUCCCCAGUACGGCACGCAGCCCCACCCGGUAUUUCAUACUUAAUUCGGAACGUCAUUGCGACACGAACGGCCUCUCCUCUUCGCUCCCAUGUCCAGACUUCCCGGCCGAGGACCAAGGCUGGCUCGUCGCCCCUCCCACCAGGCGCUGGGUUCCUUCCGAUAUUACUUGCCCAGCUUCUCUUCCAGUACUAGCAGCUCGUUGUCUUCAGCCCCGGACGCUCAGCACACCAGCAAUUUGAUCGACGAGGAAAUCAAGAGAGACGCCGUGAGAAGGCAAGGGGAGAGGCUCCGCGAGGUCAAAGUUGUUCUCCUGGGACAGGCAGAAUCUGGCAAGUCGACACUCCAGAAACAGCUGCAGCUCUACCACGCAUCUCACAUCCUGGACGCCGAGCGCCCCGCCUGGCGCAUCGUCGUGUACGCGAAUCUAAUCAAAGCGGUCCGGAUGAUUUUCGAGGAGCUCGACUUCGAAUUCUCAGCGGCCGCGGAAGAAUACCCCCUCCCGUCUGACGGCUCGGGACCGACAGACGUCGCAGCCCAAAAUGAACUGAACGUACUUCGAAGGAAGCUCCUCCCCCUGAUCUCGCUCGAGAGCUCGCUGUCGUCAGAGCUCAGCGAGGAUGUCGCGUUCACACCGAACCGCCACGGGACACUCUUGUUGUCUCCCAAGGGCAGGAGGUCGAGCAGUCGUCCCAUCUCGGCUUUGCGGGACUCGAGCCGAGCUGUGUUGGCGACCAAUAGGGUGGCGCAAGUCCUGUCAGAGCUGGGCACUCUGCUAGAGCUUUUAUGGCAUCACCGUACGGUGCAGUAUAUGAUUCGUGUUCGCAAGCUGCGCUUGGAGGAAUCUGGACAUUUCUUUUUACAAGAAAUAAGUCGAGUAUCUCAGUCAGAUUACUGCCCCACGAUCGAUGAUGUUCUGCAUGUCCGGCUUCAGACAGUUGGCGUUAUUGAACACGUUCUCCGAGUGGGCAGAUCGAAUAUCUGGAAGAUCUAUGAUGUCGGCGGUACACGGGCACAGCGACCCGCAUGGUCAGCCUAUUUCGACGACGUGAAUGCAUUGGCAAUACUGGUUCCAAUCUCUGCAUUUGACCAGUACCUUGAGGAAGAUCCCCUCACUAAUCGUAUCCACGACUCCUUGGAACUAGUGACGGCGAUUUGUGCGAACAAACUUCUGAAGAAUGCGCAAUUAGUUCUACUUCUGAACAAGAUCGACUUAUUGCGCCGCAAACUGGAAUCUGGGCUGCAAAUUCGGGACUACAUAAUAAGUUACGGGAAUCGACCGAAUAAUUUCUCGGCCGCGGCCGAUUACUUCCGGUCUCACUUCCUGACCGCUCAUAAGCGGAAAGAUCCUUUCAAUCGCAGCUUAUAUGUCCAUCUUACUUCCUUGGUGGACGUACAAGCCUCGCAGAUCAUUAUUGCCAGCGUGCAAGACGUGAUCAUGCGCAAGCACAUUGCGCAAUCGGGUUUGACGUAGUCGCCCGCACUGAGCUCGGAAUAUCUGUGUGACUUGUAAUUAAUGCGCUUAUGUUGUAGUUUGUGAUAUACAGGAGGCACGGCACGUGCACCGAAUACAGGUUCGGAUACUUCCGGAGCCCCUAAGUAUGUUGUGCGUUUGUGACGCAGCUCCUCACUUCAGACCACCUGGUCGCAAGCGCACUCUUCUCAUCAUCCUGGUAGGAGACCGUUCUCCUAAUCUUGUAACCAGAAGUCCCAGGUGACGAGAAGAUUCCAGCAUGGAGUCUUCUCGGGGAGACUUCCUAAUUGCAGGGCUUUGCGGAGCGAUAGUCCCAUUGCGCGCAGGUUAGAAAACAUGCUGCUUCUCGCAGAAAACAUGAGCCCUCGGACUCUCGUACCGGACAAGCUCAACCUCUGUCCUCAGCCUACUUGAGGAGUCUGCAUGUAUGAAGUCUUGGGUGACCUGCAGGCAAACCUCCUUUUUUUUGUGGCUGCGGACCUCGAACUCGGCCAUUGAGUGAAAUUGGCACCGGCCGCAGGUUUGUGUUCUAGAAAGGGUCGGACAUGACUCAUCAACUGGAAUGGUAUUCUGGAAUCUACGGCAGCUGCUGAGCAUGGUCUGGGCGAGGCUUUGUCGAGCUGAGCUGGCGUCCACGCGCUCGAUGCAUUGCGUAUUCACUUGCGUAUGCAACCUUAUUAUCGCCUGCCGGAUCAUGGCGACAUGGUCUGGUGACAACCUGCCACAAAUUCUGCUAUCUCUAGAAUCUUCGGAACUAUUCGCGAAGUCUUCCCUAGGCCCCCUCCGGGUUGCGACUAAUGCUCCACAGCAACCGAGGGGACUCUCCACAGGGGUGACUCCAACCUCAUCGAUUGUCCCACUGUUUCGCCUGCAAGGUUUGGGUUAUGCGGCGACGCAAGACUCAGUAAAACGAGUCACAUCAAUCAAUGGUCACACGCUUUAACCCCAUCAGGUAAUCUUCGUGGAAAACGUGCUGGCUGGUCAGGUCUCGCCGCCGUGGUUGCUCACCCACCAUCAUGUCGCCACCACCUCCACCCCCACCUCCGCCACCUCCCUUGUGUUUUCCCUUUGGCUCAAAUAAGCCUAAACGCCGUCUCACUAGCGACGACGCUACGAGUGUCGCUGGAUCGUACAGCACGGGCCUGCCUCCCUCAAGCUACGACGAAAAGUACCGGCCGAACACCUACUCCAGCACAUCCUCUUUGACGAGAACGGACUCUCUGAGCUUCAAGACGGACUCGGAGGACUAUGGGACAGUGCGGGGAAGCGAGCAUCCGGAUUGGCAGCUUGGCAAAAAGGGUCCGCGGAUGGUGCGAGCCAACACCAUGGCAGGAACCAAACCUCCCAAGGAGCCAUCCUCGGGCAGCAAGUGGGGCUUUUUAGGAGGGAAGAAGAAGGAGAAGGACAACCAGAAGGACCUGGUCGUCGCUUUCCCAGGCCAACCACCCAUGUCGGAAAAACUGCCCUCAAAUGGUGGCGCCCCGCGCGGUGUACCGCUAUACGACCCCCCAGUCCCUCCGGCCCGCAUGGACUCGCGGAAUAGCCGUGAAACGAGGUCUUCCCGCGAUACCAAAGACUCACGGCGAUCGAAAGAAUCCCGGGGCACACGAGAAUCACGGAGUUCCCACAAGACCCGUGAGUCAGAUGAGACGAGGGUGUCUGGGGAAACGAGACCCUCUUCUGGACGCAGUCGCAGCUACACCCAGCCCACCGGCAAAAGCUCUACUCCCAGCCCACAGACGAGCCAGCGGAGUACUGGGGCCCGUGGAUCGGGCGGAUCGGGAACUCAAGGCGGUGGUCCGUCAUCCCUCGUGCGGAAUGACUCGCAAAACACGCUCGUUGGGUCUGCGCUGGAACGCAAGAUCAAUGACGUUGAGCCGAGCAUAGAGAGGGCGGACACGCGUGUACGUCUCGACGAUCUGCGCAAAAUCAUGACGAAGGACAGCUUGGAUUACUAUAUCAUUCCAAGCGAAGACUCCCAUCAGUCCGAAUACGUUGCUGCAACCGAUAAGCGUCGCGAGUACAUAUCUGGAUUCUCCGGCUCAUCCGGCCAGGCCAUCGUCACACCGAAUCACGCGUUCUUGUUCACGGACUCGCGCUACUGGUUGCAAGCCCAAGAACAAUUGGAUGAGAACUGGGAACUUGUACGUGUAGGCUCGCCAGGUCUGCCCAAAGACUGGAUCGAGUGGCUAGUGGAUCGAGCGCGAAACUCUCGUAUCGGUAUCGAUGCUCGUAUGAUUUCGCACGAGAAAGCCGCCGUUCUCAACAGCAAGCUGGUCCAGCGGGACUCCAAGAUGAUAUAUCCUCCCCAGAACUUGGUCGACCUUGUUUGGCGUGACAAGAUCGGAAAGUCGCGGGAACCCCUGUAUCGGCAGCCCGACAAGUUCACCGGCCAACAGGCUGACAAGAAGUUGGCACGUUUACGGGAUUGGAUCGCCAAUCAACCUCCCUCGAUUCCUUCUUACUCCAAAGGCCCGCCUACAGAAUCUCAGAUUCAUGUCGCUACGCUGGUGUCGUCAUUGCCCGCCAUCGCAUAUCUGCUGAAUCUACGUGGUUCUGAUAUCCCGUUCAACCCGUUGUUCCAUGCGUACUUCUUCAUCAGCCAGGACACAGCCAUCCUCUUUGCCGAUGCGGUGAAAGUGAACGAGGAUAUCCACGAGUAUCUGCACUCGUUGGGUGUCGAGCGGAGGGAUUAUGUCGAGAUCUGGCAGUUCCUGCGCCGCAGAGAAUGGGGAGCGGGCAAAGUGCUCAUCACCCCGCAGACCUCGUUCGCAAUCUCGCUUAUGCUGACCCACUUGCGAUACACGGUGGCGCCCAACUACGUCGAGGAGAUGCUGUCCAUCAAGAACGACACGGAAUUGCAUGGACUGAGGGAAGCGUAUAUCAGAGACGGAGUGUGCUAUGUCCGAUUCCUUGCCUGGCUCGAGGACAAGUUCAAUGCAGGCUACGACAUCACGGAAUACGAAGCCGCUCAGCGAUUGACUGAAUUCCGGCGCAAGGCUCCUUACUUCAUGGGCUUGGCAUAUGAGAACAUUUCCGCCAGCGGGCCGAACGCAGCAUUGCCGCAUUACUCCCCGAGGAGAAGCACUGCUCGGAUGAUCGACAAGUUCACGCCGUACCUGAAUGACUCUGGUGGCCAGUACCGGGAUGGAACAUGCGACACGACUAGGACAUGGCAUUUCGGCCGUCCCACUCCAGAACAAAGUGAUGCGUACACCCGCGUGCUUCAGGGUCAUAUCGCGAUUGACUCUGCAGUGUACCCCGAGGGUACCUCGGGAUUGCAGCUCGACGUGCUUGCUCGUCGAGCGUUGUGGCGAGAUGGGCUUAACUAUGGGCACGGGACAGGCCACGGCUUCGGAUCGUUCUUGACUGUACACGAAGGCUCCCACGGCUUUUCGAGCUCUGUGCCGCUCCAGGCUGGCCACGUUGUCACUAACGAACCUGGUUUCUAUGCCGAAGGCCAGUGGGGCAUUCGUCUCGAAUCGGCCCUCAUCGUGCGCCCGGUCUCGAUGAGCCGUCGCUACGGCGGCAACUCGCGCUGGCUCGGAUUCGAGCGGCUCACGUGUGUUCCUAUCCAGACGAAGAUGGUCAAGGAGAGCAUGAUCACGAGAGAAGAGAAGAAUUGGCUCAAAGACCACAACGAGCGCUGCUGGACCAUCCUGAGCCCCCUUCUCAAGGAUGACAAGCGGGCCCUUGCCUGGCUGAAGCGCGAGACGACUCGUGGGAUGGGUGUCGCGACUGGUCCUGGUGGUCUUGCCAUCGACUGGGAUUGAGAGCGUGACCUUGAUCCGCCAGUAGACGAACACGAACAUUUACUGCUGCUAUCUAUUAGACUAGUUUCCCUUCUUCCUCUUCCCUACGUCCGUCGUUAGGAUGGAUAUGAUAUGACUUGAUGGACGGAUCUUUAUUACCUCUGCGCUUUUUGUAUAUACUUACUUGUUGUAGUGCCCUAUGCCACUCCUGCUAUGGACCAAGUACAGUAGUCCGCGCGAUGCAAGUAGCAGAGAUGUUGUACGUGUUUCACCUGUUCAGUCUCUAUCUAAGUCUUAUGCACCGAAUUCACUGGAAGAA
Molecule: messenger RNA, 6832 nt
Organism: Mycena citricolor
Lineage: Eukaryota; Fungi; Basidiomycota; Agaricomycetes; Agaricales; Mycenaceae
Source: the annotation of a GenBank genome assembly